AUACAAUUUAAAAGUUGGGUAGAAAAUUGUUUACAUUUCAGACGCACUGCCACUAGAAUUGUUGAACAUAUUGCGAUACAGAUUAAAAAAACUGUUUUUAAAAGCAUUAUCAAUCAAAAUUCAAAAAUUUGUAUCAUAACUGACGAAGCUUCUACACUUGCUAAAAAAAGUACUUUGGUAAUAUAUUUACAGUGUGAAGUACAGUCUGCAAUUGAACCUCUCAUGAUUUUCGUAGAUUUAAAAGAAAUGACGUCAACAACUGCCGAAAAUAUUUUUAUGACCUUAAUAGACUGUCUUACUUACUAUAUAUUUGAUAAAAAUUAUUUACAAAAAAAUCUCAUAGAAUUCUGUUCAGAUGGUGCAUCGACAAUGUUAGGAAGAAAAUCUGGAGUAGCCACAAAAUUAACUGACAUGUUUCCAAAUAUAAUCGUGUGGCAUUGUUUGAAUCACCGAUUUCAAUUAGCACUAGAUGAUUCCAUAAGCGACAUUAAACAAGUAAAUCAUUUUAAAAUAUUUUUAGACAAAAUAAAUGCGAUAUAUCAUCAGUCAAAUAAAAACCAAGCCGAAAUGGAAACUAUUUCUAGUACUUUGAACCUAGAAAUAAUAAAAAUUGGUCGCGUUUUUGGACCUUGUUGGGCAUCCUGUAGCUUACGAGCAGCUAUUGCUGUGUGGAGAACAAACCCAGCGUUGUAUAAAGAUUUUAUCCAGUCCAAAUCAAAUUCAGGAAUGGCCAAAAGAUUAGCUAAUACACAUUUUAUUGAAGAUUAAGCUUUAAUGAUAGAUACCUUAGAAGAAUUUUUAAUACUAUCCAAUGCACUACAAUCAAGAAAAAUUACCAUAUCUAAAGCUGAUCAAUUAAUUAAGCGUUCAAUAAGAGCUAUAGAACUACACAAGAAUGAUAAUUUCUAUGAAAAAAAAGUUCAAAAUUUAAUUUCAUCAAAUGAGUUCAAAUGCAUAUCAUUUGAUUACAAUAAUAAAUUUGUGUCUCUUCCCAGAGAGCAAUUAUUAGAUAGUGUGGCAAAGAAUAUGAAAGCAAGACUUUUAUCGGCUAGUCAUAUAAAUAUGGGUGAGGAUAAGAAUGAGAACAAUGACACUGAUAACUAUGAAAAAUUUUGUGCAGCUCUUUGAGAUUUUAUAUCCUUCUACCUGGUCAUUAGAUAUGAUAACUACCUGGUCAUUAGAUAUGAUAACUACCUGGUCAUUAGAUAUGAUAACUACCUGGUCAUUAGAUAUGAUAACUACCUUGUCAUUAGAUAUGAUAACUACCUGGUCAUUAGAUAUGAUAACUACCUGGUCAUUAGAUAUGAUAACUACCUGGUCAUUAGAUAUGAUAACUACCUGGUCAUUAGAUAUGAUAACUACCUGGUCAUUAGAUAUGAUAACUACCUGGUCAUUAGAUAUGAUAACUACCUGGUCAUUAGAUAUGAUAACUACCUGGUCAUUAGAUAAUGACCAUGGCUAGAAGGUGAAGACAUGGUUAGAAAAUUAUGUGAAGUUUUAAAGUUUAAAGUAGAUGUUAAUGAUUUUCGUGUCUUUGUAAAAAAUGUUCAGUUACCUAAUUCAAUUUUAAGGGCAAAAAAAAUAGCAAGCACAAUUGCUAUUAGCAGUUCAGAAGCUGAGAGAGGUUUUAGCUUUAUGAAUUUAAUUACAUCAAAAUUAAGAACUAGCCUUACUGGG
Molecule: messenger RNA, 1677 nt
Organism: Hydra vulgaris (swiftwater hydra)
Lineage: Eukaryota; Metazoa; Cnidaria; Hydrozoa; Anthoathecata; Hydridae
Product: E3 SUMO-protein ligase KIAA1586-like
Biological process (GO): protein sumoylation
Molecular function (GO): SUMO ligase activity
Source: RefSeq, a predicted model, not a curated record